This is a messenger RNA of Melanotaenia boesemani (Boeseman's rainbowfish), 703 nucleotides long. RefSeq names its product hydroxyacyl-thioester dehydratase type 2, mitochondrial-like. Bases 1 to 477 code for a protein of 158 amino acids. The record is from RefSeq and is a predicted model, not a curated record. Lineage: Eukaryota; Metazoa; Chordata; Actinopteri; Atheriniformes; Melanotaeniidae. The transcript has a single exon.
AUGAGUUUUCUAUGGAGGAGCGUCUUUACCAGACUCCGCCCCCCCCCUAUCACAGCGGUUUCUCCCCUCAGCCGCCUGCUCCAUGUCGGUCAGCGAGCCUCCCUCACCAAAGCUUUCUCCUCCCGCGAUGUGGAGCAUUUCGCCGAGCUGACUGGCGACACCAACCCUCUCCAUCUGGACCCGGCCUACGCCAGCACCACCUCCUUCGAGACGCCCAUCGUUCACGGCGUCCUCAUCAACGGCCUGAUCUCGGCCGUGCUCGGCACCAAGAUGCCCGGACCUGGCUGCGUCUUCUUGUACCAGGAAAUCCGCUUCCCGGCGCCACUCUACAUCGGAGAGGAGGUGCUGGCUGAAGCCGAAGUGCGUAAAGUGAAGAUGUCGUUCGCCUUCAUCGCUGUGACCUGCUGCGUCAAGGACAAAGUGGUGAUGGAGGGGGAAGUGAUGGUGAUGAUGCCUGUGGAGCAACAGGAAAGAUGAAGGGAAGGCUGAUGUGACAAUGCAGGGACAUCAUUUGGUUUGGAGCAGCUUUUAUACAUGCUGGUUUUCAUUAAUUAAUUAUGACAAGAAGUGAUCAGAGAUGAAUAGGAUGAGUCUGGAAGUGGAUGAUUUAUCGUUCACUUUGUUUCUGUUUAAUUUAUCAGCUCUGUGAUGUGUUUUGUUUUCAAGUGUGAAAUCUUUUGUAGAAUAAAAAUGGCAGUUUGUA